AUGGCUCAGUUACGUUCUCGUAUUUCUCAAUCAAAGACUUCCAAGGUAGCUACAUCAAAAGUUAUCAAGAAAGUAAAGAAACCACAUCUGAUUGCUCAGACAUUUACUGCGCAAGAUAAAGACAUCUCGAUCUUGCAAAUACCUUCAGGCCAAGUCACUUCUUACAAAAUAAUUAGUGAUACUUUAAAAUCUUCACCCAGAGCUGUAGGACAAGCACUCAAGUUAAACCCCUUUUCUCCUCUGCCUAUCCCUUGUCAUCGUAUUAUUGCCUCGAAUUAUGGUUUAGGUGGGUUUAGCGGUGGUUUCGGUGAUUCCCAAGAGACAGCUAAUAAAAAGGCUAAAUUGGAAGCAGAAGGAUGUGUGUUUGGUGAACACUAUGUUUAUAAACAUGAUGUGAAUGGAUCUCGAGAUUUUUUUAAAGAUUUUUCAUAA
Gilbertella persicaria is the source of this 432-nucleotide messenger RNA. RefSeq names its product 6-O-methylguanine DNA methyltransferase. Gene Ontology annotation, molecular function: methylated-DNA-[protein]-cysteine S-methyltransferase activity. The coding region runs from base 1 to 432 and encodes 143 amino acids. The transcript is spliced from 2 exons. Gene Ontology annotation, biological process: DNA repair. The record is from RefSeq and is a predicted model, not a curated record. Lineage: Eukaryota; Fungi; Mucoromycota; Mucoromycetes; Mucorales; Choanephoraceae.